AUGAUUUCGAAGAAUAUAGAAAAGCAGCUGGCAAGGCACCGAUACAGUAGCUGUUUUCUUUUCUUUUCUUUUCUUUCUUUUCUUUUCUUUUCUUUCUUUCUUCUUCUGGAAAAUGUUUCCUCUUCUUCUAAAAUCUUUCUUCUUUUCUUUCUUCUUCUAGAAAAGAUUCUUUUUCUUUAUUUUUCUCUGAAGCUGUUUUCUUUUCUUUCUUUCUUUAUUUCUUUCUUUCUUUCUUUUCUUUCUUUCUUUCUUUCUUUUCUUUCUUUCUUUCUUCUUCUGGAAAAUGAUUCCUCUUCUUCUAAAAUCUUUCUUUUUUUUUUCUUUCUUCUUCUAGAAGAGAUUCUUUUUCUUUAUUUUUCUCUGAAGCUGUUUUCUUUUCUUUCUUUCUUUCUUUCUUUCUUUCUUUCUUUCUUUUCUUUCUUCUUCUGGAAAAUAGACUCUUUUUCUUUAUUUUUCUCUGAAGCUGUUUUCUUUUCUUUCUUUCUUUCUUUCUUUCUUUUCUUUCUUUCUUUUCUUUCUUUCUUUCUUUCUUUUCUUUCUUUCUUUCUUCUUCUGGAAAAUGAUUCCUCUUCUUCUAAAAUCUUUCUUCUUUCCUUUCUUCUUCUAGAAGAGAUUCUCUUUCUUUAUAUGUCUCUGAAGCUGUUUUCUUUUCAGUCUUUCUUUCUCUCUUCUUCUUCUUCUUCUACUUCUGCAAAAUAUGUUUCCUCCACUUCUUCUAAAAUCUUACUUUUUUUUUCUUCUAAAAUCUGUUUCCGUUUCUUUCUUCUUGAAGUAAUCUUCCCUUUUUUAUCUUCUUCCGGAAGCCGUUUUCUCUUCCUUCUUCUUCUAAAAGCUUUCUGUUUUCUUCUUUCUUUUCUUCUUCUUCUUAGGAAAGAUGUCUUUGCUACUUAUUCUAACAGCUUUUAUGUCUCUUUCCUCUUCCGACUAAUCUGGUUUCCCGUCAAUCAAGAUGGGCGUGUUUGUCUGACUGUCAUCAUCUAUCUAUCUAUCUAUCUAUCUAUCUAUCUAUCUAUCUAUCGAUCGAUCGAUCGAUUGAUCUAUGCUAUCUAUCUAUCUAAACCAGUUCAUAUCAAUCUAUCUAAACUUGUUCAACUCUCUCCAUAUCUAUCCAUUUAUCUAAACCUGUUCAUAUCUAUCUGUUUCUCUCUCUUUAAUAUUUUUGUUUUAAUAUCUAUGUAUCUAUCUAAACCUGUUCAUAUCUAUCUAUCUAUCUAUCUACCAAAUCCUGUUCAAAUCUAUCUAUCUAUCUAUCUAUCUAUCUAUCUAUCUAUCUUUGCAGCUUAA
Messenger RNA from Acanthosepion pharaonis, 1284 nucleotides. The record is from the annotation of a GenBank genome assembly. Lineage: Eukaryota; Metazoa; Mollusca; Cephalopoda; Sepiida; Sepiidae.